Molecule: messenger RNA, 1773 nt
Organism: Phytophthora sojae
Lineage: Eukaryota; Oomycota; Peronosporomycetes; Peronosporales; Peronosporaceae
Exons: 4
Coding region: 1-1773 (590 amino acids)
Source: RefSeq, a predicted model, not a curated record
AUGGAGGCCGGGAAGGUUGAUUUGACGAAAAAGUUCGGUCGACGAGACAUCAACCGGCACGAUGUUUUUGCUACAGCUCCAGAUAGCACAGAGUUUCUGCGUGCCUACGCGUGGAACGAGAACAAGUCGAUCAAAAAGGAGAUACAUUCCGGUCACGUACGGAAAUGGGAAUGCGCUUCUAAGUUAUGUGACUGGCAGGUGACGCUGAACAAGAAGCGGCCCACUAAAAGCGAUAACACAAAGUUGGCGUUGUGUCCUGAGAAAGUCUGGUUUGUUAGCGAUUUGGAGCUUGUCCAUUCUCCCAGCUGUGACGCGGUGCGGAAGUGCUCCAAGAAGUUGCUGGUGGAGCUACCUGGAUUCAAAAGCUCUAUGGUGAAGGGCCUAAGCACUGCGCGGGCGCGGGUGGCUGCCUCGGUGAAAGCAACGGACAAUGUCAACGUCGAUCACCGCCCUGCGCUAGUGUAUGGAGCAAUAUCCCGUGCCAAAGCGCUGAUGGAGGAGGAAGAGGACAACUAUGACAAGCUACCGGCUUUUCUCCGGUCAUUCGCACGCGAGAAUCCUGGAUCUACGCCAAACAUCGCCAGCAUUAGAAGCCUGAUCCUAUCGCUGCAAGCCACGACGACCUUUGUUGAGUACGAUGCGGUGCUGACCGAGAUACAUGAGCGCUUUCCUGUAGAGCGUACGAUCAUAGUCAAUGGAAAACAAGAGAAGCAAUCGGUCGCUCAGUACUUGCGAAAAAUUCACCCUUCAAGCUGGACCAAGUUUGGCAACGACAAACACACCCCAGAGGAAACCUCGGCGGUGAAAGCCGAGUGGGGGUCUGUUGAGGCAUUUGGUGAUGGGUGUCCUCUUUUUGGAGGUAGAACUACAAGUGCUGUAGAGAGUCAGAACCGGGCUCUGCUGCUUGCUGAAGUUCGAGACAGCCAAGGGUUCGGUGCUGUUGUGUUGUUCUGCAACGUCGUCGCCGAGACGAUAGCGGCCAAAAAGGAGAAUGCUCGUAACUGGCAAAGUUUGACAAACAGAUAUGGAGUGCUUCGGCUUGUACCGUACGGAAAAAACUCGGCGUCCGUCUUCCACGUCGAAGACGAAGUGGCAAGCGUCGAAGACGAAGUAGCAAGCGUCGAAGAUGAAGAUGCACUUCUAAACAAUGGCUCGCGGAACUUUACGGUAGAUCUGCAGACUGCUCUCCAUGCCCAAAGUGGAUCGUCCAGAACAACGGCAGGGGCCUACAAGUAUUUUCACAAUGCGUACACAGCAACGUCGUACGCUCAAGCAUUUCAGCACGUCUCUAUCAACCUGCCGUUCGUCCCUGCACUCAUGCCAGACCCGAAUAUCCUGCCCCCACCACCUCACAAACAAGCCGGUGGUUCAUCGCGAACUGCAAGACGCGACGUGGCCACAAGAGAAAAGAGAAUACGUAGUACAGGCGAGCCGAAUACCCCCGACCACAGCGCCAUCCGAAGAAGAAAGCAACAAUCUCCAGUGAGCGGGCUGCAGUUCUCGCUAGCAUGCAUGAUCUUUUCAGCAGCGAGAUCCGAGCUGAGCAGCCAAAAAAAACGAAAGAACUACACCUGUAGUCUCUGUGGCAGGGCCGAGCGACACAACGCUGCAAAAUGUCCGAAUCGUGCGAGGGGAACUGUGGAUGAUGACGUUCGAGCAGGAGUUUACAUAGUUGGGUCGUGUCCUCUUGAAUUGCUUGAGCGCCGGAAUUUGGUCAGCACCACAGAAGCACAAGAUUCAAACCCGACGAUCCUGAGUGAGUACACAUUCUGA